AGGCUACCUGCAGAAUCGGUUCAUUACUUCAUUCCAUUUCUUGGUUGCCUUCCUUGCCGAACACAACACCAACGAACAUCAAGGGAAUCAACAGGCAGCAAGGCGACGUCGUUUCCAACUUCACAGGAUUGGGCGGAGGAGGUAUUGUUGUAGAUGGAAGCUUCACGGAGUAACUCGGAAAUUCCGAACCUGAACCCUAGCCCGAGAAGAAACCCGAUUCCGAUUCCGUCUGCAUCGCUGAGGUGGCCCACCAUAGACGGCCCACUGGGUCUGUCAGAGGAAGAGUCAGUGAGCUACGCGCGUAGAUUUUACAAGUUCGGCUUCGCUCUGCUCCCUUGGCUUUGGGCCCUCAACUGCUUCUACUUCUGGCCCGUCCUCCGCCACUCCCGCUCCUUCCCUCGCAUUCACCACUAUGUUUUAAGAUCAGCAGUUGGAUUCACGGUAUUUACUGCUCUUCUCUUGUCAUGGGCACUUACAUUUGCUAUUGGAGGGGAGCACCUUUUCGGCCAUGUUUGGGAUCAACUCGUUAUGUACAAUCUCGCUGACAGACUUGGCUUGACGGGUUGGAGCUAAGUCUAUGCCUUCUCUUUCGAACUUCACCAUUACGAAACACUUCCUCUGUGUCUACUCUUUUUUCUUCGUCAAACAUUUGCAUUAGGUUAACAGAGGACAGGCUGUUUGAUUGUUAAAACAAUAAGUGACGUUAUAUAUUGGAAGCACUUGUUAAAUGUUA
Pyrus x bretschneideri (Chinese white pear) is the source of this 733-nucleotide messenger RNA. RefSeq names its product probable gamma-secretase subunit PEN-2. Gene Ontology annotation, cellular component: gamma-secretase complex. Bases 154 to 573 code for a protein of 139 amino acids. NCBI's taxonomy places the organism in Eukaryota, Viridiplantae, Streptophyta, Magnoliopsida, Rosales, Rosaceae. The record is from RefSeq and is a predicted model, not a curated record. The transcript has 2 exons.